This is a messenger RNA of Fonticula alba, 2327 nucleotides long. RefSeq lists its product as hypothetical. The transcript is spliced from 7 exons. Lineage: Eukaryota; Rotosphaerida; Fonticulaceae. Gene Ontology annotation, molecular function: kinase activity. Bases 66 to 2153 code for a protein of 695 amino acids. The record is from RefSeq and is a predicted model, not a curated record.
CCCCCCCCCGCCUCUCUCCUCCCCUCCUGCCCGUGUGCCAGACUCCGGUGCCGCCCUAGCCCAUCAUGAACCAACCGAGUGACGUCGUCCUCGAGGGCCCGCUCCUUUACGCGGGCCGGCUCUACCAGGGCUACCUUACUCCGGAAACCUGGAGCCUGACCCAGCUCUCCGACGAGAAGAGCUCGACGGUGUACUUCCAGAUCAGCGACAUCUGGGGCGUGCAUCGAUGCUCCGCCUCGCGAGAUGCCUUCGUCGUGGAGCAGGUGACUCCGGUGGACGUCUUCUCCACGGAUAGCGCCGAGGAGUCGACCCUCCACGCGCGGAGCCUGCGCUUCGUGGUCUUUUCCGAGGACGAGGCCGAGUCCGCCCGGAUGUGUAAUGAGUGGCGCAACGCCCUGAUGUCCCUGGCCCGGCGCCGGCCCUACGAACCCGGUGUGCCGGUGCGCGCACGCCGCGCCAAGGUCAUCUUCAACCCGGUGGCCGGGGUCCCCUCUUCCUCCUCGUCCAACAUGUCCUUCGCCUAUCAGGACCCCUCGCCGGAGUACACUCCCUCCCCUUGGGAGACGGUGCUCGCGGCCUUGACGGACCGCGGGCCUUCGGCUGUGGCGCAUGCCGACGAGCAUGACCUGGCCUUUGCCCGGUCCAACGGCGCGUCCACUCUGCAUGCACUUCGCCGGCUUGCUGCCCUGGCCAACAUGACCUUCGACAUCUCGGAGACCAUGUUCGCCGGGCACGCGCGUGAGAUUGCCCGGUCCUUCUCGCCGUGGGUGGUGCGCGGCCGUGGCCCGGGGACCGCACGGCCCGGAGCCGAUGAGGGCGAGCCCGAGGAGGCCGCGGCGAUUUCCCCUGUCGGCACGGGCUCCGCUGCCGCUGGUGGUGCUCCCCCGCGUCUGUACGACGCGCUGAUCAUUGUCGGUGGUGAUCGCACCGUGGCCGAGGUGGUGCAUGGGCUGCUGUCGCGCCGGACUUGGCCAUUGGCCAAGCUUGUGCCCAUUUGCAUUUUGCCAACUGGCGUCCACAACACCCUGGCCCACUCGCUGGGCUUCCACGAUUUGACCACCUGUGCGCAGACCCUGGUCACCGGUCUGGGCGCCCCGUUGGAUGUUCUGUCCCUCUCGCUGCCGCUGCCUCAGGUCCUGCUUCCGGCCGGGGCCCAGGGGGGCUCCCCGGUGUCCCCGGCCUCGCCGGCCGAUGCGCCGGGUCAGCUGCCACAGCGGCCAGCUCGGAAUAUCUUCUGCCUUGGCGGCAUGGCCUGGGGUGGGGUGGUGUCGCACCCGGCGACAAGCUUCCUCGGGAGCCUGAUGUCUUCCAUUUGGUCGCGAACGGACCGGAACCUGGCGCCGGCCCUCUGCUCGCGAGUGCAGUUCCUCAUCGCCGCGGCUGGGGAAGUGUCCGGCUCGCAGGCCAUCCAACGGCACCUGGACAACCAGGCGACCCAAUUCCUGAAGGAGCACUUUGGUGCUGAUCCGGUCUCGGUGGCCGACAUGACCAAGCUCACCGGGCAGCCGCUUCUGCCGGACGAGUCGGAGUACCCCUCGGAGCUGGACCAUGAGCACAUCGACUCGAGCGACAUCGUCUCCGACGCCAUGCGCUAUGCCGGCCCCGAGCAGCUUCCCUUCGACCAGAUCCCGGCGGACGAUUACAACAUGAUUUCUCUCAAGGGUGAGGACGUCUGGGGUGUGGUGGUUUCCAACACGUGCGCCCCGGUGCACAACACGGCCGCCCCGCACAUCCGGGCCACCACUCAGUCGUCCCCCUUCGAUGGGCAUCUGGAUCUGGCGGUGCUGCGCAACACCGGUAAUCCCACGCGUCAGAUGUACCGCCUGUGCCGAGACACGGGGGGUCCUCUGUCACCGGCUCUUGCUACCGAUCGGCGGGACGCCCCGCCGGAGGCCGUCGCCGGCGACGACGAGAUCAUCUUCCGCCGGGUGGAUGCGGUUCGUUUGUGCGGCGUGACAUCGGCCGGCUUCCAGCUGGCCCAUACCCACACCAACUCCUCCUCCAACAGCCCUGGGACCGACCACCACUCGGCGGGGGCGGCCCCACCGCGGCACCCGGCGCCCGCCAUCGACCCGGAUCAGCCACUGGGCGAUAUCAUCAUCACCCCGCUCGUUGGUGUCCUGACCGUGUUGCAGCCCUUCCACGGGGCUUGAGAGCCCGUCUUCCCCAAAGGUGGGGGACAGGGAGGGAGAGAGAGAAAGAAAGACAUGGUCACGCGUGCGCUUCCCGGCCGGGCGCCUCCUCCCCUCCAUGCCUGUUGGCCUCGGCUGCCGAUAUGUGGCGGGAUGUAGCCACAUGUAUCGAAAUAAACAUGCAUUCUAUUGCCA